This is a messenger RNA of Amphiprion ocellaris (clown anemonefish), 1993 nucleotides long. RefSeq names its product tubulin alpha chain-like. The transcript has 4 exons. Gene Ontology annotation, molecular function: structural constituent of cytoskeleton; GTP binding. The record is from RefSeq and is a predicted model, not a curated record. NCBI's taxonomy places the organism in Eukaryota, Metazoa, Chordata, Actinopteri, Pomacentridae. Gene Ontology annotation, cellular component: microtubule; cytoplasm. Gene Ontology annotation, biological process: mitotic cell cycle; microtubule cytoskeleton organization. The coding region runs from base 16 to 1365 and encodes 449 amino acids.
GAAGAGAGAUAAAUCAUGCGUGAAUGUAUCUCCAUUCAUGUGGGCCAAGCUGGGGCUCAGAUUGGUAAUGCAUGCUGGGAGCUGUACUGCCUGGAACACGGGAUCCAGCCCGACGGACAGAUGCCCUCUGACAAGACUGUUGGAGGAGGCGACGACUCUUUCAACACCUUCUUCAGUGAGACGGGAGCAGGAAAGCAUGUUCCCAGAGCCAUCUUUGUCGACCUGGAACCUACUGUCAUUGAUGAGGUGCGUACAGGAACCUACCGUCAGUUGUUCCACCCUGAGCAGCUGAUUACAGGAAAGGAGGAUGCUGCCAACAAUUACGCUCGUGGACACUACACCAUCGGCAAGGAGAUCAUAGAUCUUGUUUUGGACAGGACACGUAAACUGGCCGAUCAAUGCACUGGCCUACAGGGAUUCCUCAUCUUCCACUCCUUCGGUGGAGGCACCGGCUCUGGUUUCACCUCUCUGCUGAUGGAGAGACUCUCUGUUGAUUAUGGGAAAAAGUCCAAGCUUGAAUUUGCUAUCUACCCAGCACCGCAGGUUUCCACAGCUGUGGUGGAGCCCUACAACUCCAUCCUGACCACCCACACCACCUUGGAGCACUCUGACUGUGCCUUCAUGGUGGACAACGAGGCCAUCUAUGAUAUCUGCCGCAGAAACCUCGACAUUGAGAGACCAACAUACACCAACCUGAACAGGCUCAUUGGCCAGAUUGUGUCUUCCAUCACAGCCUCACUUCGCUUUGAUGGAGCCCUGAAUGUUGACCUGACAGAGUUCCAGACCAACUUGGUGCCCUACCCUCGUAUCCACUUCCCUCUGGCCACCUAUGCCCCGGUCAUCUCUGCUGAGAAAGCCUACCAUGAGCAGCUAUCUGUGGCUGAUAUCACCAACACCUGUUUCGAGCCAGCCAAUCAGAUGGUGAAGUGUGAUCCCCGUCACGGUAAAUACAUGGCCUGCUGUCUCCUGUAUCGUGGUGAUGUGGUGCCCAAAGAUGUCAACUCUGCCAUCGCAGCCAUCAAGACCAAACGCACCAUCCAGUUUGUAGACUGGUGUCCCACAGGCUUCAAGGUGGGCAUCAACUACCAGCCUCCAACAGUGGUUCCUGGUGGAGACCUGGCCAAGGUGCAGAGGGCUGUGUGCAUGCUGAGCAACACCACAGCCAUCGCUGAGGCCUGGGCCCGUCUGGACCACAAGUUUGACCUCAUGUACGCCAAGAGAGCCUUUGUCCACUGGUAUGUUGGGGAGGGAAUGGAGGAGGGAGAGUUUUCAGAGGCCAGAGAAGAUAUGGCUGCCCUGGAGAAGGAUUAUGAAGAGGUUGGUGCUGACAAUUUGGACGAGGAGGAUGAUGGAGAAGAAUACUAACUUUCCUUAAGCCUGCAUUUAAGACAACAUACAAAUCUGUAGUUGACGAAAAUGUAUCAAACUAUGAAUACACUAACAAAGUUACAAUUUGAAUUAGAAAAUAAUACAUUGUAUUAAUCCCUAUUAACAUAAAGUAAGAGUAAAAUGGAGAACUAAAAAUACAAUGAUAUGGUUAAACUGACAGUAUUUUCUGCUUACUGUGUAAUACACUGACAAAACAAACCUAAUCUCAAAUCUUAGGUGAACAUCUUAAAACUUGAAAACAUGAGGUUGACAAUUAAAUCAUUUGUUCUGCCAACAUCUGAGCACAUUGCAUUCACACUGAAAGCAAAAAAAAACUUAGCUUUCUUUGGGUGUUUAAUGGUCGCUUCUUUCUGCAGUUAAGACAGAGAAAUUUAGACCAAACCCUCUCUUCUGUUCACCUCCCCCAACAUCCUCUCCCAUGAGGAAUGUAAGUUAUGAAAGGGCUCCUAUGUCAGUUUCUAUAUACCAUUCAGCUGUGACUCUGUGAGAACGAGAACGGGAGAAAAUAACUGACAAAGUCACUGACUGGUGUUGUUUGUCUAGCUCAUACUCAGACUGUGGCCUGCAGCAACAAUAGGAUCCCAGUUCAGCUAUGUAUGAGUCA